Molecule: messenger RNA, 6152 nt
Organism: Cinara cedri
Lineage: Eukaryota; Metazoa; Arthropoda; Insecta; Hemiptera; Aphididae
Source: the annotation of a GenBank genome assembly
CGCGAAAAUACGGUUAUGAAAAAAUACGAGAUACAAAAUAUGAUACUAUGAUACUUUAGGAGAUCGAUUGGCAGUUAUGAAUAAAUCGUACCUCAAAAUAAACAUUUUUUGUAUAGAUUGGCCACAUUGAAAUAUUGUGACUGGCUUCUUAUCAAUUUUCUGAAAACUGUAACUCCCCGGUUCUUGUAGUUUAAAAAUUCGAGAAUAUUUUCGUAUAAGAAUUAAAAAUUUCAUAUUUGUAAUAAUAUAUUAUUCUUCACAUUAACGUUAUUUGACAUUUUUUUUCGCUUAUACAGUAAUACAUAACUUUGUUGUGGCCAUUAUUAUGUACGUUUUAAAUUGUAAUUUAAGGAUAUUAUUAUAUGGCAAUUGUUAUUAUCUAAACAAAUAAAGGUAGGCACCUAAGUAAUAAUUUCUGCGAUAGAUAUUUUUUAUUACUAUUUGUAAAUGCUCUACUGAGUUAUGUAUUCAGUCAUUCAUGGGAACUAUUAAACUAGAAAACUAGAUUUGACAGUUGACUUGAAAUCUAACCUAACCAGUAUUAUUUAUUUUAUACAUUUUAAGAUAAAUGGUACCUGUGUUACAAAUAAUUCUUGGAAAUCAGCACUGAGUGAUUGUGUUUUUUGUCUGUAUGUUGUAAGAGUGGCAGAACCAAUCAUGACUGUAGAAGAUGGAAAUUAUUUGGGUAAUUAAUAUUGAAUAUUAAGUUUUAAUAUUUUGUGUAGAAUAUAAUUAAUACUAUUUUAACAGGAAUGUCUCUGUGUAUGCUACUAAAUUUAAAAUUAUACUGUAGGUAAAAUUAAUGCAAAUUCAAUUUUGAAAAAAGGAAAAAAUUGUCAUUACAAUAUGAUUUUCCAAUAAAAAAAAAAAGAAAGAUUAAUUUAAAUAUUUUAUGUAAUCAAACAUAAAUGGAAGAUUUGUUUAUAACAAUGGGUUUGAAAGUAUUUGUGAUUUAAAUUGAUAAAUCUAUUUUUAAUUUACUUAAGUUAAGACAUUAAUUUAUUCAAAUAAUGGGUUUUUAAUUUUUGAUUCUGAUAGUUUUUAUAUUUUUUCUUGCUUAUUAAAUCUAUAUAUGUAUCUUUAUAUUUAUUUUUUUUAUCUUUCUCUUAUGUACAGAUUCUACACUUAAGAGGACGCUAUACCCGCAUGUGCUGUCUCAGUUAAACUAAUAGACAAUACAGCAAAAAUCACCUUUUAUAAAAUUAAAAGAAUUUGUGCGUUUUUAAUUUUAUAAUAGAUACUUUUAGUCUAAAACUAAAAUAUUAAGUGAGUUCUACAUAGUCUGCAUAAGACAGGUUUUGCUAUAUUGCCUGUUAGUUGAACUGAGACAGCACAUGUGGGUAUAGUGUCCUCUUAAGUAAUACUGUAUUUUUGUAAUUUAGGUUUGUACUAUAUAAUAAUUCAAAUAAAUACCUAUCGUUUAUUUUCAAUGAAAUAUUCAAAAUAUUACAUUAAUCAUAAUAAAUAGUUUUAAUAACUGGUGGUUUUAGAUAAAGAGUUUAAUAACUAUUACGGUGUUGUUUUCACAAACAACAAUGAAGACAAGAUAAAUACUUCAUAUCAUUUAUUGAACACAGAAAAUACAGAGAAGCAACAUGUUAAAGUCUGCCAAGGUAACUUUUAAACACUGUAAUGUUAAUAUCAUAAUUAAUAUUAAUUGAUACAGUAAAUUAAUUUUUUUCAAUUUUGUUUUAGUAUUUUUAAGAAAAGUGUUUACUCUACUGAUAUUACAAUUACUUGCAUUCAAUUUUAUGGGCUUUUUCUGUUUAUUUACACCAAAAAUACGAUUCUUCAUUUACAACUUGUAAGAAACAUUCCAGUUCAAUUAUUAUAAAUAACUAAUAAUCAGGGUUCAUAACUUGUAGGUUUAAAAAUGUUAUUAUUACAAUUGUUUGAUUUCCAGGCAUAUAAUUAAUAUAAACUAAAUCAUUAGUAAAUAGAUAGACCUUAAGGAAGUCCAGGUUUAAGUUUGGUGUUCUUAUCAUUGUCCGACAGGAUGUUUGAAAUAUGUUUUAAACAAUUUAACUUGUUUUCCUUUGAAAUAAUAAAAUAAGCAUUAAAAACAUGAAAGUACUAAAAUAGUACCAAAAUUUAGAAAUAUUUUACAACAAAAAUUGAAUUUGUUUUUUGUUCUGAAACAAAUUUGUAGUUUAUUUAGGUGUCUCUAAAACUCUCCAUACAUAAUCAAACAAUUUGCGCAAUGUUAUGUACCCAAACUUUGGUAGAUACACAAUGCAAUGGCAAGUACAAACUUCAGUUCAAUUUUUAAUAAUAACAUAAAUUAAAAGAUUGAGAGAACAUCAUGUAUUUACUUCCUCGCAUAGUUUUUACCAGCUAAUGCUUGUUUAACAUUGUCAUAGAUGUUCAAACUGCUUGUCAAACAUAGUUAUCGCGUAAACUGUUUGAUUAUGUAUGGUGAAGCUUAAAACCUAUCAAAACUAUUUCUAUUCAAAUACUACAAGUUACGAGCCCUACUAUUAACUAAUAAGUAAUAAAUAAUUUGUAUAUUUCAGUGAAUAUAUGUUAUCAAUCACGUUAAUAUUAAAUGUAGUUGUACUUAUUUUUUUACACAUGAAACGGAAAAAUUAUCCAAUCAACCUUGUAAUAUUAAUUGUUUUUGUAAGUAUACCAGCAACAUAGAUUAUUGCAUUUUUAAAAUGUAAUUAUCAAAUUAAUUUCAUAUGCAGACUGUGAUAGAGGCUUGUACUGUUGGUGUUGUAGUCACGUCAUUUGAUUUGUUUUUACUACUACAGACAUUAUUACUCACAUUGGUUGCUAUCAUUGUGACAACAUUGUACUUGAGUAGAACAAAGAGAGUUUGUUUAUCAUUCGCCGAGUAUUGGUGAGUGUAUUUUGCUAUAAUAUUAAAUAUUACAUACUUGAUAAUUUUAAUUAAUAAAGUAUUUUAUUUUACUCUUUACUUAGAAUGUAAAUAUUGUUUAUUUAUAGUUGUCUGUUGGUUGUCACUAUAUUUUCUGCUGGAAUAUCGGUACAAAUAUUACUGGGCAGUACCACAUAUGAACUCAUAUUUUCGACUAUUGGAUCGUUAUUAUUUUCAAUGUUCCUCAUAAAUAGUGCUCAGGUAAUAUGAUUUUCAUUAUAAUAAUAUUAAGUGACACAUGUAUAUAUAUAUAUAUGCAAUUUGUUUUAUGUAGAGACUAAUGUGGAAGUUGCAUCCUGAAGAUUAUGUUUUUGGGACUAUCAGCAUAUAUUUUGACAUAAUCAAUUUAGUUCCUUGUGCACUUCAUAAAAUUUACAACUUUGGAAUAUAAAAUUGCAUUUUUUGUAUAUUAAAAAAUGUUACCUUCCUACUAAUAAAAGUAAAUUAAAAACAAACAAAUUUAUUUUUGUGGUAUUAAUAGCAGUUAUUUUACAAGUUUGUACACAUUUUUGAUACUAAAAACAAGUAUUUCAGUCAAUUUUAAUAUUAAAAAAUGAAAAAUGUUAAUUUUUUUUCUUUUUAAUUUACUACUCAUGACUUGUUAUUUUUUUUUGCGUUGAGGAAUGCUUGAAGUUGACCUGUGCUUUCUAAAUAAUUCAUUACUACUGUUUCUUGAGUUUCAGGUGUUGUUGGUGAAUAUCUAACAUAUUCCAUGCUGAAUUCUCCCUUACCCUGGGUCAAAGAUCGUAGUUCUCCAGCAAACCCAAACAUACAGUUCAAUGGUACCUCUGCAUAGAUUGUGACCCAAUCAGCCGUUCCUUCGCUUCCACUAAUGAUACCACUGCGCUUGUUAAACUGACCCAUAACAGCUCCCUGAAAUUCUGUGGGGACAACUGCUUCAACUUCCAUAAUUGGUUCUAAAAUUUGCCAUGCAGCUUCUUCAUAUGCUUGUUUAAUAGCACCUUGGGUAGCUAAUAUAAACGCUAAUUCACUAGAAUCCACCAUGUGAUGAGCACCAUCCAAUAACCUCAUACGUAAACCUGAUAUCCUAUGUCCAGAAUAUAAACCUUUUUCUGCCAUAAUUUUAAAACCUUUUAUUAUACCUGGGACGAACUGCUUAGGUACAUUGGGUCCACAAGUUUCAUCAACAAAAUCCAAAUUUGUAUUUUCAUUCAUUGGUAAUGGCUCUAAGAUUCCUAUAACUCUGGCGUAUUGUCCUUGACCUCCAUGCUGCUUCUUAUGGAAAUAAUCAAAUUCAAAUGGAUUUACCAGAGUCUCCCUGAAUGCGACUUUUGGCUUACCUAAAUUCACUGCACAGUUGUAUUCUUUUUGCAUUCUUUGAGCGUAGAUUUCUAAAUGCAAUUCACCCAUGCCAGAAACUAUAGUUUCUUUGUUAUCUGUAUCAUAAUGGAAUUUGAAGGUGGGAUCUUCUUUGGUAAAUCGAGCUACGGCUUUACUGAAAUUGUCUCUGUCUUUGCUGUUUACAGGAGAAAUAGCCAUAGAGACAACCGGAUCAGGUACAUAAAUAGAUUCUAAUGACAAAUUUAAUUUUUUAUCCGUAAUAAAUGUAUCACCACUAGCGCAAUCAACGCCAAAAAGUGCAAAUAUAUCGCCAGCAAAUAUUUCAUUCACUUCUUCCAUUUGAUCUGCGUGUAGCCGAACUAAUCUAGAUAAUCGUACUUUUUUGGAAGUUCUAAAAUUGUAAAUGGUAUCACCUUUGGACAAUUUACCUUGAUAACAUCUCAUAUAUGUUAACUGACCAAAUCGUCCGGCUUCUAAUUUAAAAGCUAAAGCAAUGAAUGGAUUAGUGCCAUCUCUACUGGGGUUCAAUACUACUUUCUCAGGCUGGCCAUUAUCAUCAGUCAUUUUAAGCGCAAUAUUCUCCACUUCGCCGGGAUUAGGUAGAUAUGAUAGCACAGCGUCCAAUAAUGGUUGAACACCUUUGUUUUUCAGUGCUGUACCAAGGAGAACAGGUGUAAACGUUCGUUUUAUACAACACCGCCUUAUAGCGUCAAUUAGUUCUUGUUCGGUAGGAGUUUUUUCUUCAAGGAACAUUUCUCCUAGUGUUUCGUCGGCAUUUGAUACAUGUUCAAUCAACUCUUGACGCUUUUCUUCAACCAGUGAUACCAUGUCCUCCGGAAUAUCACCGUAUUCUAUGUCUAUACCAAAAUCUCCAUUGAAAAAAAUCGACCUCCUGUGAAUUAAGUCAAUGAUUCCCUUGAGCUUGCUUUCAUUUCCGAUCGGCAGUUGUAAGAACGCAGCGUUGUGCCCCAGUUUACUUCUAAUAUUGGCCAAAACUUUGUGUGGAUCAGCCCCAAGCCGAUCUAAUUUAUUUAUGAAAGCAAUGCAUGGUACGUUAUAGCGUUUCAUCUGUCUGUUUACUGUCAAGGUUUGACUCUGUACGCCUCCCACUGCACACAGAACCAAAACGGCGCCAUCCAAAACCCUGAGUGCCCUCUCUACUUCGACUGUAAAAUCGACGUGACCGGGAGUGUCGAUGAUGUUGAUGUUGUAGUUUUUCCAAAUUGUAUAAGUAGCCGCUGAUUGAAUCGUAAUGCCCCUCUGCCUUUCUAGUUCCAUGGAAUCCAUUGUCGCGCCAACGUUGUCUUUUCCUUUGACUUCAUGCAUUUUCGAUAUUUUACCAGUGUAGUAGAGUAUUCUUUCCGUCAGCGUAGUUUUACCGGAAUCGAUAUGUGCCGAGAUGCCGAUAUUACGAAUAUACUGCAACUCUUUCGUAUCGGUAGUGCCAGCAACGUUGCACAUGCAUCGAAUCCAUAAUUUUGCUUUUUUUGAAAUAGCCAGUCUCCCGAAAUUCAUACCGAAAUACAUUUUUGUUUUCAAAAGGUUACGACGACGAGUCAAUAUAAGACUAUUCAAACGAUCGAUUUAACAUAAUAUAACAUCGAGUUACCACGAGUCCGCGAGAAAUACUUAGAGGGCGGACGGUGAAAAUGAAUAAGAAAAUUAGCAAACUCAAACUUGAUAUCUGUUAUCAUCUGCCGGUGCUAUUGAUAUUAAAUAAUUAUCAAAUGUCCGGUCACGGUUAUUGAUAUGCACGGUAUAUAGAAUCACGAUCGCGAUUUAAGAUCGAUUUAAUCGUAGAUAGAAUCAUAGACAUAUUAACUAGUUCUGUGGAUAGAAUGGUUACACAACAUAGAGUAGUAUAACAGAUUAUAUUAUUAUAAUCUGUGGUAAUCAAAGACCUAUUUGUUAAUAUGUCUAUGACGUAGAAUAAUUACUCUAUGGUCUAUGGUGGUAAUAUAUUAAUAUG